Molecule: messenger RNA, 2430 nt
Organism: Penicillium roqueforti
Lineage: Eukaryota; Fungi; Ascomycota; Eurotiomycetes; Eurotiales; Aspergillaceae
Gene: acoC
Exons: 8
Coding region: 1-2430 (809 amino acids)
Source: RefSeq, a predicted model, not a curated record
AUGCCUGAAAGCAACCAAUCAAGUCUCAAUCAAUUGGUUCAUAUUUUAGAACAGACUCGCGGAAUACAUAUACAUGUAAAUGAGACAUCCCAUUCCACACACAAUGCGUUGCAAAACCUGGAGUAUAUCUCAACGAUUCUCCGCACCGAUCAUACGAAGCAACGGGAGGUCGAUGUCCUGACCGAUGUCCUUGGCAUCUGCUACCAGCCAGCCAUGCUUGGGGGCCUAGGAAUAAACCAGCCUGAUUCUCUGACAAUACAACAACAAUCGGAAAUAUUCUUUCUUGUGGAUGCGUGGCUCGAAUCCCUGAAUUCAGCCGACCGAGAAAAAUCAAUGCCUUGCCUUCUAACACACAGGCCCGAAGGUCGCCGAGGGAUGACUGUGAGUGAGAAAAUAUUUGCGAUGCAUGAUUUAAAUCACAUCGGAUGGGUGGCUCCAGGAGAUAUAAUUCGUGUCCACGUUGAUUGGAUACUUGCCUCUGAGGUGUCUUGGGCAGGAAUGGAAACGACCUAUAAUCUGCUAGGAAAACCCGGGGUAUUCCGAAACGAUCGCUUCUGGCUUUCUGGGGACCAUAUUGUUGAUCCCCGGAUUAAUGAAUUACCUCAAGUGCAGGCGCUGAUCGGUGUAAGCGAGAGAGCGAAGAAAACCUUCAAAAUGACGGAAUACCAAGGCAUCAAUUACACUAUUCUCCACACUGAAUUCUACCGAGAGCGCGCGCAACCCGGAAUGCUGGUCGUUGGCUCAGACUCACACACAUGUUCCUCCGGGGCAGUAGGCUGUCUCGCGGUUGGACUCGGCGCUGCGGAUGUCACCUUUCCAUUAGUAACUGGGGAAACAUGGUUCAAAGUCCCUGAAACCAUCAAUAUACGCCUGGUUGGAGAACCGAAGCCAGGGAUUGGGGGCAAAGAUAUCAUUUUAUACAUCCUCCAAGUGCUCAAACGGAAUACUACAGCAUCCGACAGAAUUGUGGAGUUCACAGGUCCAGCACUCAGGCAUUUGUCCCUUGACACCCGCUUCGCAGUUUCAAACAUGACCACAGAACUUGGCGGGAUCACUGGUUUAUUUGUGCCGGAUGAAAUUGCCCACGAUUUCAUUAGUAGACGAAAACUUACGCGUCAUAAAUGCCACACGGCAUAUUUCAGGCCCGAUACCGAUGCGGAGUACGCCGCAGUUCAUGAGAUUGACCUUUCAAAAGUGGAGUCUUUCAUCGCACGUUAUCCAAAGCCGGAUGACGUGGUUCCAGUUACGGAAGAAGAGGGAAUGGAGCUGAAUGGAUGUUUUAUCGGUGCCUGCACUACCACGGAGGAAGAUCUCAUCCUCGGUGCUCUGGUAAUCGAACAAGCAAUGAAAAGGGGAUUAAAGCCUACCGCAAAGGGGAAGAGGAAGGUCGUUCCCGGUUCAAUGCCAAUAUUGUAUCGCUUACGUGAACUGGGGUUAUGUGAUAUAUACGCAGACGCAGGAUUUGAGGUUGGCAUCCCUGGAUGCAGCUAUUGUGUCGGGAUGUCAGCCGACCAGGCCGCGCCAGGAGAGGUAUGGAUUUCCUCGCAGAAUCGCAACUUCGAAAACCGGAUGGGUAAAGGUUCAAUUGGUCAUCUCGCCUCUGCAGCCACUGUCGCAGCAUCCUCCUUUGAAAUGAAGCUAGUUGACCCUAGUGAUCUGAUUGCGUCGAUCGAUUUAAGUCAAUGGGAGCGGCUCAGAACAACACGUAUACACUUGAAUACAACCAACUCGAAGAGCGACCUGGCAUAUGUUGAGCCAUGUGGUUCUCGUGGUUAUCCUAGUGCCACGACCCAGACACAGAAGCACAUAGAGAACAUGCGGCUAGAUAAAGACGGAGAAAGACAAGUCAAAAGUCUUCAAGGCAAAGUGCAGAAACUGGGAGACUUCAUCGACACGGAUGCAUUGGCUCCUGCUGAGUUUCUGAUUGGCAUAAAAAGUAACAUGGACGCUGGCAUGUGCUGCCUGGUGUAUAGAUAUCCAACAUUCCGCGAACGAGCCCAGCAGGGUUUCAACAUUGUUGUUGGUGGUAAGGGCUUUGGUUGCGGAUCAUCCCGCGAACAAGCAGUGAUGGCACUGUUAGGGUGCGGUGUUCAAUGUGUCAUAGCCAAGUCGUUUUCGUUCAUCUUUCAACGCAAUAUGCCAAGUCUCGGGCUCCUGGGUAUCACAAUGGAAGAUGAAUCCUUCUUUCAGCUUGUGAAUGAUGGAGUGUCAAUCUCCAUCGAUUUGAGUUCACGAAUCAUCAAAGUCGCCGACAAGACGUUCGGAUUCAAGCUGAGUCAAAUGGAAAGCGAGAUCUUCCGAUUUGGUGGGAUUGCUUCGGCUUUUGGACUAUUCGGAAACAAGUUGCUUGAGGCAAUAACCCCAGCCAAAUUUCACCCAGGACCUGAAAAGGAGGCAUUGGAACAGCCGGAUAACCGAUUACAAUGGUAA